This is a messenger RNA of Cucumis sativus (cucumber), 2070 nucleotides long. Its product is annotated as sulfate transporter 1.3. The transcript is spliced from 13 exons. Gene Ontology annotation, biological process: transmembrane transport. NCBI's taxonomy places the organism in Eukaryota, Viridiplantae, Streptophyta, Magnoliopsida, Cucurbitales, Cucurbitaceae. Gene Ontology annotation, cellular component: membrane. Gene Ontology annotation, molecular function: secondary active sulfate transmembrane transporter activity. Bases 94 to 2070 code for a protein of 658 amino acids. The record is from RefSeq and is a predicted model, not a curated record.
UGGUCUUCAGCUACCAUUAUUUGCUCGCGUAACUUAACUCUUCCAUUGUUUUCUCUUGUGUGUUUUUCCUCACAGUAGGUGAACUAGUUAUUCAUGGACUCAAGGGGCCAUUCUAAUGGCGGAGAACUUGAAACAAAUGAGAUGGACAUUAGAAAUCUUUCGUCUUCACGCAACAAUACUCACUGCGUCCAUAAGGUGGGGGUUCCACCGAAGCAAAAUCUCUUCAAAGAAUUUAAAACCAGAGUGAAAGAGACAUUCUUUGCAGAUGAUCCUCUGCGAACCUUCAAGGACCAAUCGAAGUCCCGAAAGCUAGUCCUAGGAAUUCAGGCUAUCUUCCCUAUAUUUGAAUGGGGGAGGAAUUACAAUCUAACUAAAUUUAGAGGAGAUAUAGUUGCUGGACUCACUAUUGCAAGUUUGUGUAUUCCACAGGAUAUAGGGUAUGCAAAACUUGCUAAUUUGGCUCCCCAGUAUGGAUUAUAUUCCAGCUUUGUACCACCACUAGUUUAUGCUUUGAUGGGUAGCUCAAGAGACAUAGCGAUUGGACCAGUGGCCGUUGUUUCUCUCUUGCUGGGAACACUGCUUCAAAAGGAGAUUGAUUACCAUACACAUCCAGAAGAGUAUCUGCGGCUUGCAUUUACAGCUACCUUUUUUACUGGGAUCACCCAAGCCACUCUAGGGAUACUAAGGUUGGGUUUUCUGAUUGACUUUCCAUCUCAUGCUGCCAUUGUGGGUUUUAUGGGUGGUGCUGCCAUCACUAUUGCCCUUCAGCAACUUAAAGGCUUUCUUGGUAUUCAAAAAUUGACAAAGAAAACAGACAUUAUCUCUGUAAUGCGCUCAGUAUUUGAGGCAACGCAUCAUGGAUGGAACUGGCAGACAAUAGUCAUUGGAGUAGCUUUUCUAAGUUUUCUACUGUUUGCCAAGUAUAUUGGAAAGAAGAAUAAGAACCUCUUUUGGGUGCCUGCAAUUGCUCCAUUAAUAUCAGUUAUUCUGUCCACCUUCUUUGUUUACAUAACCCAUGCAGACCAGAAAGGUGUUGCAAUAGUGAAACAUAUAGAGAGAGGAAUCAACCCCUCAUCCGUGAAGCAAAUCUACUUCACAGGUGACAACCUCCUUAAAGGAUUCAGGACUGGCGUGGUGGCUGGUAUGAUAACAUUAACGGAAGCCAUAGCAAUUGGAAGAACAUUUGCUACCAUGAAAGACUACCAGCUUGAUGGUAACAAAGAAAUGGUGGCACUAGGAACAAUGAAUGUUAUUGGUUCAAUGACUUCCUGCUAUGUGGCAACAGGCUCGUUCUCUCGCUCAGUUGUGAAUUACAUGUCUGGCUGUCAAAUUGCGGUCUCAAACAUUGUUAUGUCCUGUGUUGUAUUUCUAACUUUAGAAUUCAUCACUCCCCUAUUCAAAUACACUCCAAAUGCUAUUCUCGCUGUCAUCAUUAUCUCUGCUGUGAUCAACUUGAUUGACAUUCAAGCAGCAAUUUUGCUCUGGAAGAUUGAUAAAUUUGAUUUUGUUGCUUGCUUGGGAGCCUUCUUCGGUGUGAUAUUUGCAAGUGUUGAGAUAGGCCUCCUAAUUGCUGUCUCUAUAUCAUUUGCUAAGAUACUCUUACAAGUAACCAGGCCACGGGUCUCUGUUCUCGGAAAAAUCCCUAGGACUACAGUAUAUAGGAACACUCAACAGUAUCCAGAAGCAACAAGGGUUCCAGGCAUUCUCAUUGUGAGAGUUGAUUCUGCGAUUUACUUUUCUAACUCCAAUUACAUCAAAGAGAGGAUAUUGAGAUGGUUGGCAGAUGAGGAAGAACAAACAAAGAAGGCCUAUUCACCAAAAACUCAGUUUUUGAUUGUUGAGAUGUCUCCUGUUACCGACAUUGAUACUAGUGGAAUUCAUGCCUUGGAAGAGCUAUACAAUAAUCUCCAGAAAAGAGACAUUCAGCUUGUUUUGGCAAACCCGGGGCCAGUAGUGAUUGACAAACUCCACACAUCUGAUGUUACUAAUCUGAUUGGGGAGGACCAUAUCUUUCUAACAGUUGCUGAAGCUAUAUCAUCCUGCUCCCCAAAAUUGGUGGAAGAGGCCUAA